This is a messenger RNA of Cryptotermes secundus, 1368 nucleotides long. RefSeq names its product glutamate receptor ionotropic, delta-1. The transcript has 4 exons. The coding region runs from base 1 to 1368 and encodes 455 amino acids. Gene Ontology annotation, cellular component: membrane. Gene Ontology annotation, molecular function: glutamate-gated receptor activity. The record is from RefSeq and is a predicted model, not a curated record. NCBI's taxonomy places the organism in Eukaryota, Metazoa, Arthropoda, Insecta, Blattodea, Kalotermitidae. Gene Ontology annotation, biological process: monoatomic ion transport.
AUGUCUGCAAUGUAUCGCUAUUUUAAAGAAGUCACUAGCGAGAUUGAUCUCUUGCCCGUCAAGACUACUUCCCUUCCCGACCUCAUGGGGCGCACUUUGCAAGUAGGGACAUUUGUCUGUGCACCCUUCUCAUUCGGAACAGCUGGGAACGUGAGCAGUGCAGAAGCAGAAGCCAUCACCGACGGAUCUCUUGAUGGAAUCGAGAUGCUGGCGUUCCUCGAACUCUCAAAGAGGCUUAAUUUCACAUGGAAAUUACACGAACCUUCUGGAAACUGGGGUCACUUCAACAACGGAACUUGGAGUGGCGGAUUGAUUGGAGGAUUGGCUUCGGGAGCCUUAGAUGUUGCCUUCUGCACCUUGUGGAUUACCGAAGAGCAGAUGACUGUAAUGGAUUACGUGGUGCCAUGGAAUCAGAUAUGUAACACCUUCCUUGUUCCUCGGUCAGGUGUGACACUCACUUGGCGUUCCGUAUUUCUCACUCUGGAUGGUAAGGUUUGGGCAGUGUUGGGACUUUCUGUACUAGCCACAUCGCUGGCACUAUUUAUCCUCACUCAUCUGCAUCGGGUGACUCUUCAACCUCUUGUUAAACCUCACAAAUACGAGCGCCUAGACACCAGUUUCGUGGAGGUAGUUGGGAUGCUGGCUCUCGCGUAUUCUCCAUCUCCAGAGAGGAUACUGGGACCCAGCCGUUAUGUCAUUUGCUGGUGGUUUGUGUUCGCGAUGUUGGUAACAACAGCCUACUCCUGCGGCCUCGCCUCUCGCUUGACUUUACCACAAAACAACCCCCCUUUGGACUCGGUUAAAGACCUGGUCGAAGCCGGCUUUCAUUGGGGACACACUUAUUGCCCUACGGUCGACAUUAUCUUCGAUAAGAAUAAUCCGUGGCAUGAGAAGUUCAUAGAGAGGUUCGUGAUACUGGACGAUACUGAUCACAGUUAUCUCCUGAAGCGUGGGAAACACGCAGUGUUCGGCUACAAGCUCGAUGUGGGUACAAAUUACUUCUUGGAAACAGAACGGGUCGAGGCGGACGACUGGGAGUCUAUGCGUGUGAUGAAGGAAUGCAUGAGUCGCUUCUUCAUAUCUCUGGGGCUUGCCAAGGAUUCUCCGUACACAGCUGCCUUCAAUGAAGGCUUAAUUCGACUAGAAGAAGCCGGUAUCAUGGACAAGUGGCAGAGAGACGUGUUACUGAGGCGAGGCAACCGUAAUAUCUCGUUUAUGCUUCAGGAGAAACGUAGUGUCAUAGAUUCGGCUGGACCGCUGAAGCUGUCGAUGGCUAACCUGCAGGGCGCUUUCAUCAUAUUGAUACUUGGGAAUACUGUGGCUACAUUUAUAUUUAUAUCAGAGGGAGCGAUGAAUAAAUUGUAUUAA